This is a messenger RNA of Pectinophora gossypiella (pink bollworm), 3876 nucleotides long. RefSeq lists its product as uncharacterized. The record is from RefSeq and is a predicted model, not a curated record. Lineage: Eukaryota; Metazoa; Arthropoda; Insecta; Lepidoptera; Gelechiidae. The transcript is spliced from 11 exons. Bases 554 to 2641 code for a protein of 695 amino acids. Gene Ontology annotation, molecular function: phosphoprotein phosphatase activity.
CAUUUUGACAUUUGUUUGGCUUUGUGUUCUACAAUAAAAAUGAUCAUGUAAUUACUCAUAAAAAAGGUUGAUUUGUUUAUAUUUCCGUGAUUGAACUAUUCGCUGGUGUUAUGGACGAAUAAUAUGUAAUGCAUCAGUGAGAAACGCGUUCGUUUAACAGCGCAUAAAUCAAUACUGUGUUAGUGCCGCUUUUUUAUUUUCGCGACGUUUAUUUCUUAGUUAAUUAAGUGUUUAUAAGCUAAAAUGUGUUUUGUAACGCAAAAAUAUUAGUAUAACUCUGUUUUGGACACAAUUUGAUGUUGUAUAAGUUCGGAUAUGUGAUAAAAAGUGUUGUGUGAAAAAGGCGCGAACACUUUUUUGCCGCGCUGAUUAUUUGGAGACAAAAAUAAACCAGAAUGUGUUAAAACAAAGGCGUUUGAGACGCGCGUUAUAUUUAUUAGACUUUCCUUGCGCUCUGAGUAAAUUUUCGCUGCUAUUCAACUUAAUUCACAUGGAUUGAAAAAUAACUUUCUAAUUUUCGUAUUGGGCCUAUGUUAAGCCCUAUAAUCUUGCGAUGCGGUUAAGGAGUAGAAAGAGGGAGCGACCGCUCUCGGGCAAGAGGAACUCGCAGAAAGUCUCAACCUUGAAAAAACCCAUCAACAAAUCACUAUCAAAGUCUUCCAAUGCUACUUGGAAGAAGAUUUUAAAGAGGGAUACUGCUAAAAAUGGUAUACAGUCGGCCCAAACUUACGUGACGAGGUCACAGAAGAACCUUAAAACAAGGCCGGUCAGAACUAUUAAAAGCAUGGAGAAACCCGUUGAGACACCGCACAAAACUAAAACUAAGCACAAAGAUGAUUCUCGCAAUAAAAAACCAAUCUUCCAAACUGUUGUUAGGAGUUCAACUAAGGAUACGGUCACAUCUUCAACUAACCUGAAGCCUAAGACUGCUCAGAACGAUAAAGUCACUACAACUUCCAAAUCUAAGUUGAAGGAGGUCCGUACCACAAAAAGUGUGCAGUUACGUCACAGCUCCUUGAACAGGGAGCUCCGUAAAACUGAAGUAGUCUCCACAGCUAUGGGUUCCCCAAGGAAGACUCGCCGUAUGGAUAAAACUGACAAGUCUGCUUCUCUGAACAGUUCUCCAAUACGUAAGGUACGUCAGAUGGGCAUCACUGCUUCUCCAAAGAUCACGAAGACCACUGUCAGUUCUACCGAUGAGAGUCCAAAGAAGAAAACCAAGACUAAAGCUGCCAUUGUUCCUGAAACUCCAGCCUGGACUGCUGAUGAUAAUGAUGUAACAAUGUACGAAGCUCAUACAACGACUCUGCUGGACUUCCCAGCUGCCAAAAGUGAGGAGUCUGACUCAGAUGCUCACGUUGAGUCGUCAAAACUGUGUCUUCCUAACGAUUGCCUUAAUGACUUCAUAGCUAUAGCUGAAUGUGCACGGUUGAUUAACGAUAACAUGACAACAGAGGACGAAGACAUUAACUUCUUAGCAGACAAGGCAGCUAGAGUGAUGACAACGGAUAAAGAACAGAAAACUUCAAGGAAGAAUUCUGUUGAGAAAAGAGUGAUUAAAAGAAGGAAGUCUAGUAACGAUUUAGAGAUGUACCAGCCGACUUCAACAACCGAUGACUUGGACAGUUGCACCGAUUUCCUGACCACAGCUGAAAAAUAUGUUCAGCCGGACUUCGUAACAAUGCUGGAGCAGGACGGAUAUGUGCGCGACUCGGAGUGCGAGAUAUCCUCGACUUGCGACACGCACGGCACCGCUAUAGAGAGCCUGGAGGCGCUAUCAGCUCGCGGACCCAGCUCCGGGUUCCUGGCUGAGAUUAGCCAGAGCUUAGCUGCUGAAGGGCACGUUUGGAAUCCAUCUGACAUGUCGGCUGAGGAAGCUUCCUUAGUGUGUCACGAUGAACAGAACCCUUCGGAUAUCGAGGAGGAGGCUGGUGACGUGAUAUCGUCCUGCAGCCGCGUGGAGGUGGAGCAGAUCUCCUCGUGGGUCGACGCCUUCGACCCCUACUUGUUCAUCAAACAGCUGCCCCCGCUGGAGUCGGUGGCGACGGGCGCGUUGCGGGCGCGGUACCCCGCGCUGCCCCUCAAGACAAGGACAAGCCCCGACUUCAGUCUCGUACUAGACUUGGACGAGACGUUGGUGCACUGUUCGCUGCAAGAGUUGCCCGAUGCCAGCUUCCACUUCCCAGUGCUCUUCCAAGACUGCAGAUAUACUGUGUUCGUGCGCACGCGGCCGCACUUCGCGGAGUUCCUGUCGCGGGUGUCGCGGGUGUACGAGGUGAUCCUGUUUACGGCCUCCAAGCGCGUCUACGCCGACCGCCUGCUCAACCUGCUCGACCCCGCGCGCCGCUGGAUCAAGUACAGACUAUUCCGCGAGCACUGCCUACUGGUGAACGGCAACUACGUGAAGGACCUCUCGAUCCUCGGCCGGGACCUGCGCAAGACCGUGAUCGUCGACAAUUCACCACAAGCAUUCGGCUAUCAGCUGGAGAACGGUAUCCCCAUAGACAGCUGGUUCGUGGACCGCUCCGACAACGAGCUGCUCAAACUGCUGCCCUUCCUGGAGCACCUCGCCACGAAAGACGACGUGCGGCCGUACAUACGAGACAAAUACAAGUUGUUCAGCUACUUGCCUCCGGACUAAACGUAAAUAUAUCGCAACACUACGAUACAGCACGAUUUGUUCAGACAUUAUUACUGUAUUUUAUACAUAUUUGUUAUGACCCAACUAGUUGGCCAGCUAGUUCCGCCCCCAUGCAACAGAUGGCGCCACAUUCAAUAAUGCAGUCUUCAAGCAGUCCUGAAACGCGAUAUCGAAGUUUACACAGCAAGACGCAUAUAUACAACUUCCAACAUAACACCGUCGGAUCGUCGAUCCCUAGUCACACUACCAACUUGUGGCUAGCGGGGUACUAUACUCUGUUCGGUACCACGAUAACCUCCUCAAAAGCAGCACAUCCUCGCCGACAAAUUUGUAAUCUGUAAUUACAACCAUAUAAAGUGAGCCAUCAUGUUAGAAAGUACACAAUCCCUCUGUCGGUUUUAAAGAAAAACACGGUAAUAAUGUCUAAAUAAGUCCAUUCCUAAAAUAACAGGAAUAUGAUUUUCAAAAUUGGCAACAUUAUGAAAAUAUUCUAAAUUACUUUAUAAUAAUUAGGUUGUUAUAAUUUAUUGUAAUUGGCAGGCUAGAACGGCGGGUGUUGAAAUCAUUGUAAUUAAAAAAAAGUAAAACAACAUGGCGGGCGUAUUUGCGGUUUAGAUUAUUAUUUUUUAGAUUUAUGAAAAUAGAAAGAAGGUCCCUUUUAUUUUUUAUGAGGCUUUUUGGAAAUACGAAAAAAAAAACAAAAAUAAAAAUCUCAAGCGCAGGUCGCUAUUUCUUAAAAAAAAUGAUAUUUCCAAAAAAUAUUUUUUACUUUUUAAAUCUUUAUGCAAUGAUUUCAACACGAGUCUAAAUUAAGAAUCGUAAUUUAGAAUUAAAACGAGAAGUAUUAUGUAUUAGAAAUUGCAUUUUCAAAAAUUGGUAUUUUUGUUUUUUUAAUCUGUGAUUGUUCGUCGGCGUUGUUGUGUAUGUGUACUCAUUAUAAGCAAUACAGUCAUACAUACACACGUUAUACAUACAUAAAUAAUAAUAAAAUAAAUAAUAAAUAAUGUUUAUUACUCUCACAUCAACACGAUAAUUGGUAAUUAACAAUAAAACAAGAUUAUGAUACAGUGGUUGGUGAGAGAGACUGGGGUCUGUGAGAAGCGUUAGCUUGUAGUACAGAACCCCAGGCUCCCCCCUCGGAUGAUUAGUGUCUAUAGCUACUUAUUUUAUGUUUAUACAUACAUACAUACAUAAACUCACGCCCGUAAUCCCUAAUGGGGUGGGCAGAGCCACAA